Syngnathus acus (greater pipefish) is the source of this 3711-nucleotide messenger RNA. It is a transcript of the gene taf3, whose product is annotated as TAF3 RNA polymerase II, TATA box binding protein (TBP)-associated facto. Gene Ontology annotation, molecular function: protein heterodimerization activity. Bases 789 to 3560 code for a protein of 923 amino acids. Gene Ontology annotation, cellular component: transcription factor TFIID complex. NCBI's taxonomy places the organism in Eukaryota, Metazoa, Chordata, Actinopteri, Syngnathiformes, Syngnathidae. The record is from RefSeq and is a predicted model, not a curated record. The transcript has 8 exons.
CUUUGACGUCACACGGCGGGAGGAAGAAGAGGAAAUGGACGUCGCAGCGAAAACGUACAAAGUUGAAGUCCCCACUCUUGCUUGGUUGGAGCGUAACUUCCUCGGAGCCUUUAACAGCCAAGUUAUCUUGUCAUGUUUCACCCGUGUGUACAAAACGCGGGCUAGCAGAUGGAGUGGACUUUUAGUUUCAUUCCUUCGCCGAGAUCACGGGAAGUCCACUUCACUUCACCAUCGGAUUAGUGAAGAGGACCCGGGUUGAUCGUGUUUGAGCAUUAAGUGGACGUUCCGACAAGGAGACGAGUGAUUUGUGACAAACGUCAAUGACGUGACGCCAUCUUUAAUUGCCGUCUCCAUGAAAUGGCGUCAUCGAGGAACGACUGUCUCGUUUCUCCAUCCAUUUGUCCCCUUCCGCCUCGCUCCUCUGUCGCUCUCCUCGAUGGAGCUCGGUUGGGAGGCGCAACCAACAACAGAAGACCGAGAGGUUGCAGAGGUAGAUCUCGGCCCGUGGCUUUUGCGGACUCCCAGUCAGCCCGAACGCAUCAUGAGAGCAGCCUCCUCGGAGCCUCAGUGUUUCUGCGCAUGCGCACUGAGCGUUUCGGGGAUGGGUCUAGCGAACGAAUCAAGAUGGCGACUCUGGCAAAAGCGCCAACACACCGAGCGAAGUAGAUGAGCCCAAUUGGCCCCGUUAGCGGUUUUCCUCGCGCCCAAGCGAGGCUUUGGUGAACCAUGACGAGCGGCCGCGUGCUUUGGAGACGGGAUUGAGCGGGAUUGAAGGAGCGCUACCGACGAUGUGCGAGAGCUAUGGCCGCUCGCUGCUGCGUGUGUCGGUGGCGCAGAUCUGUCAGGCUCUGGGCUGGGACGCCGUUCAGCUAACCGCCUGCGACCUGCUGGCCGAUGUGCUGCAGCGAUACAUCCAGCAGAUGGGCCGCGUCUGCCAUCGCUACUCGGAGCUGUACGGGAGGACGGAUCCUGUCCUGGACGAUGUGAGUCAGGCUUUCCGGCUGCUGGGCGUGAGUCUGAGCGAAUUGGACGACUAUGUCAACAACCUGGAACCCGUGGCCUUCCCCCAGCAGCUGCCCACCUUCCCCGUCGCCAAGAACAACGUCCUGCAGUUCCCUCAGCCUGGCGCGCUGUUCGCCGAAGAGCGCAGGGACUAUAUUCCCGAUUACAUGCCGCCCCUGGUCUCUUUACAAGAAGAAGAGGAGGAGGAGGUCCUUCCCGACACGGGCACCUCGGCCGAAGCCAUGCAGGUGGCCAUGGAGGAGGACGACGAGGACGACGAGGACGAGGCGGUCAACGACGAGAACCACCCGCUCAAGAGGCCCCUGGACAGCCCCGACGAGGCGAUGGGCAUGAUGCCCACGUCCAAGCGGCCGCGCGGGCUCUCCGGCCUCAGCCCCGAGUGGGCCGCCGAGCCCCGGGAGCCCCUCACCUCCCUCAACCCUCAGCGCGUGCCUCCUCCGGGCACGCUGCCUUCUCACGACGACCUCCAGCCGCCGUCGCCCGAAAGCCCGGCCGGGGCUCCGCCCUCCUUCAGACCUCAGCCUCCCGUCGGCAAAUAUCCCGAUCCGAAGGCCCUCGGCGGCAGCGCCGCCGCGGCGAGAAAGCCCAACGUCUCGUCGCCCGGGAGACAAAGGACUAAGUCCCCGAAGGGGCUCGUUCCCGCCUCGGGCAGCGGCGCUCUCGUUCAUUCCCCCCCUAAAACGUCCAGGGAGAGGAAGAAAUCCCCAGGCAGGACAAAGAGUCCAAAAAGUCCCAAAAGCCCCAAGGCGCCGGUUGUGGCCAAGGCUCCUCAGCCCCCGAGCAGGGUGGACGGCGUUCACAAGUCGCCGCUGCCCCUGUCGGGCAAAGAGAACAUCCACCUGCGGCACGACGGCAAGGAGCCCGAGCUGGGCCCCCUCCUCAAAGCGGAGCCCGACAACGGCGCCAUCGAGGACUCCAUCAGCGCCGUCAUCGCCAAGGCGUGUUCGGAGCGCCAGCCCGACCCCUUCGCCUUCUCUUCGGGCUCCGACUCGGACAGCAACGGCUUCUCCAGCCCCAGGAGGCUGACCAUCAUGGAGCCGGUUGCGCCCAAAGCCCCGCCGGGCGCAACCGGCCUCUCGGCGCCCGGCCUCUCGGCGCCGGGCGCAACCGGCCUCUCGGCGCCGGGCGCGACCGGCCUCUCGGCGCCGCUCCACCUGCAGCCGGGCCCCGGCAGGUGGACCCUAGACGACUCCAUCGACGAGGUGAUCCGGAAGGCGCACCGGGGCGGGCCUCCGGCCCAGACGCCCGAGCGCCGAGAGGACGUCUCGUCCGGCUCGGCCUCGCCUCCCACGCCCGAACCCCUGCUCAAGGCGUUCCAGGAGAAAAGCAAGCUGGCGGCGGACGUGAAGAAGAAGCUGAAGAAGGAGCUGAAGAGCAAGCUGAAGAAGAAGGAGAAGCCCAAAGACAAGGAGCGGGAGAAGGACAAGAGCAAGGGCAAGGACAAGAUCAAGGAGAAAAACAAGAGCAAGGACCCGUCCAAGGACGGCAAGAUGCUCUGGAAGGACGGCGAGCUCCCGGGCCAGCGGGACUUUGCGCUGGCCGCCGACGGCGCCGUCAAGCUCAAAAGCAGGGACGGAGACGGCAAGAAAGACAGGGACAAGCACAAAGACAAAAAGAAGGACAAGGGCAAGAAGGACAAGGAGAAGAAAGACAAGGGCAAGGACAAGAGCAAGGAGGAGAGGCAGAAGCAAGGCGGGGCCCCCGCCGAGCUGGCCGCCCUCUUCGGCCAGCGCCUGCCGCCGCCGCCGCCGCCCUCCGUGCCCGUCGUCCUCCAGGACGCCAAGAGCAAAGACAAGAAGAGGGACAAGAAGGAGAAGAAGAAAAAGAAGGAGCGAGAGAGGCUCAAGGAGAAGGAGCGCGACAAGGAGGAGAAGAGGAAAGACAAGGACAAACGGGACAAGGAGAGAGACAAGGAGAGACUCCGAUUGGAGAAGGUGAAGGCCGCCGACUCCACGCCGCCGCCGCCGCCGCUGCCGGUGCUCCCCUCUCCGGUCAUUCCCAGGCUGACGCUGCGAGUGGGAGGCCAAGACAAAAUCGUCAUCAGCAAGGUGCUUCCCAACUCGGAAGCAAAAUCUCCAGCCCCCAAGACGCCCGCCUCCAAGUCGACUCCCGCCGGCCGUCCCCGCUCGCCGCCGCCUCCCAUCCUGUUGCCGGCGUGCACGGGGGCCGGGUCACCGCCGCUGGCGCCGCUGCUGGCGCCACCCCCGCCGGCCCCCGCGCCCUCGCUGUUGUCGGCGGCCAUGCCGCUGUCCUCGCCCGCCUCCCUCAAGAUGCCCGUACGCAGCGUGGUCACCGAGACGGUCAGCACCUACGUGAUUCGAGACGAAAGCGGCAAUCAGAUCUGGAUCUGUCCCGGAUGCGACAAGCCCGACGACGGCAGCCCCAUGAUUGGCUGCGACGACUGCGACGACUGGUAUCACUGGGUUUGCGUGGGAAUUGUGGCAGCGCCCCCUGCGGACCAGCAGUGGUUUUGUGUCAAAUGUUCCUGCAAGAAGAAGGACAAAAAACACAAGAAGAAGAAACACAAACCGCAUUGAGUCUAUGCAAAAAGGCGCUUUUUUCUUUUUGGGGAAAAAGUGGAGCAUUUUUAGUCCUGUUAGCCCAGACAACAAGUUGGGGCUGGGCGGGGGGCCGGGGGUACAGUUUUAACCAGCACACACCAGAUGAUGAGCCCGGCAAUCUUCUCAC